GUCGCCUCUCUGGCUCGAUCAGAUCUCUUGCCCAUUCUCGAGAUCGAUAUCAUCGACCUUCGAAUCGACCGUGCUUCUUCUUCUUCACCACCGGCAACACACCGACAGUCAAACCCUCUACCUCAAGAGAAAAGUCAAACAACACACGAAAAUGUCCGCCCAGAUUUCCAAGAGGAGAAAGUUCGUUGCCGACGGUGUCUUCCAGGCCGAAUUGGGAGAGUUCUUCACCCGUGAGCUCGCCGAGGAGGGUUACGCUGGUUGUGAGGUCCGAACUACCCACGCCAAGACCGAGAUCAUCAUCCGUGCCACCCACACUCAGGAUGUCCUCGGAGAGAAGGGCAGGAGGAUCAGGGAGUUGACCGCCUUGGUCGCCAAGAGGUUCAAGUUCCCCGAGAACUCUUUGGAGCUCUACGCCGAGAAGGUCAAGCACCGAGGACUCAGUGCCGUCGCUCAGGCCGAGUCUUUGAGGUACAAGCUUUUGGGAGGUUUGGCCAUCAGGCGUGCCUGUUACGGUGUCCUCCGAUUCGUCAUGGAGGCCGGUGCCAAGGGUUGCGAAGUCGUCGUCUCUGGAAAGCUGCGAGCUGCCCGAGCCAAGGCCAUGAAGUUCACCGAUGGAUACAUGGUCCACUCCGGUCAGCCCGCUAGGGACUUCAUCGACCAGGCCGUCAGGCACGUGUUGUUGAGGCAGGGAGUUUUGGGAAUCAAGGUCAAGAUCAUGAAGGCCUACGACCCCACCGGUGAGGCUGGUCCCAGCAGGCCCAUGCCCGACCUUGUCUCCAUCGCCGAGCCCAAGGAGGAGCAGCCCGUCGAGACCCACUCUGAGCACCGAAACGGAUCUCAGCCGGCUCCCGUCUACGAGCAGUCUCAGGAGGCCGCUCCCGAGGCUCAGGCCGAGCAGCCCGCUCAGGAGGAGGCCCCCGCCGCCGCUGCCGGCGGUGACCAGUGGUAGAUAUGUCUGCCACUUGGGAUUGAUGUGGUUGUACGAUCACCUCUUUUGGCUCAGCAGGAGCCGGGGUAAUUUUUUGCGUGUCAAGAUACAAUAGUAAUCAGCCGC
This is a messenger RNA of Filobasidium floriforme, 1054 nucleotides long. RefSeq names its product ribosomal protein S3. Gene Ontology annotation, molecular function: RNA binding; structural constituent of ribosome. Bases 152 to 949 code for a protein of 265 amino acids. Gene Ontology annotation, cellular component: nucleus; cytosolic small ribosomal subunit. The record is from RefSeq and is a predicted model, not a curated record. Gene Ontology annotation, biological process: translation. NCBI's taxonomy places the organism in Eukaryota, Fungi, Basidiomycota, Tremellomycetes, Filobasidiales, Filobasidiaceae. The transcript is spliced from 4 exons.